Trifolium pratense (red clover) is the source of this 2927-nucleotide messenger RNA. RefSeq lists its product as uncharacterized. The record is from RefSeq and is a predicted model, not a curated record. The coding region runs from base 155 to 2062 and encodes 635 amino acids. NCBI's taxonomy places the organism in Eukaryota, Viridiplantae, Streptophyta, Magnoliopsida, Fabales, Fabaceae. The transcript has 6 exons. Gene Ontology annotation, molecular function: zinc ion binding.
ACUGACAACAUGGUACGGUGACUCUUGUUCGUUUCUGCAAACAAUGUCAUGUCAUCCACUCUCACAAACACGAAACAGACCCAUUUCACAUUCACACUGUCUCUUCUUGUUGAAACAAUAACCCCUUCACUUCACCAAGGUGAAUGCAAUCAAGAUGCCAAGAAUGGAAGAGAUACUGAACCUUCCAGUGCAAGAGCUUCCUUGUUCUGAGUUUUCAGCUGAAAAUAUAAAUUGGAUAAAAUUGGAAGGUGGUCAUCAAGGUGGUGAUGAUAUUGCUUUGAUUCCUUUUACUAGAGUUGAUGAUUUUGUAAAAGGGGAAUCUUCUAAUCCAGCAUGCCCUGCUAAUUUUCGCGUUGAAUCGAGACGAAAGAGGGCUGCCGGGAGUGUUGCUAAACCAAGGGUUGAUGGAUAUCUUGAAUAUACAUUAUACUGGUGUUCUUAUGGACCUGAAGACUAUCGAGAAAGUGAAUCGGGUAUUGUGGAUUCCACAAGUGCCAAACCUGCUUCAGGGAAGGGUAGCAGGCCGGGGAGGCGUCACAUGAUGAGAGGCUGCCUUUGCCAUUUCACUGUUAAAAGACUAUACACCCGACCUCACCUUGCCCUAAUAAUAUACAACCAGAGAAGGCAUGUAGAUAAAUCAGGGGUGCCGUGUCAUGGAAUAUUUGACAUAGAUGCGGUAGGGACAAGAGCUAUGUAUGCGCCUCGAAUUUCAGAUGAGUUACGCCAUAGGGUUAUGUCUAUGCUUUAUGUUGGAAUAUCUUUGGACAAUAUACUACAGCACCAUGCAGAGGUGAUGCAGAAACAAGGUGGACCCUUAAACCGUGAUGAUUUUCUCACUCGAAAUGAUGUGCGCAACAUGGAAAGGACUAUUCGUAAUUCUUCACUUGAGCUACUGGGAAAUGACGAGUGCAGUGUAAAGAUAUGGAUUCAGCGUCAUAAGAAGGAUGUUUUCUAUUUCCAAGAUAAUUCAAGCUCGGAAUCUUUUAUUUUGGGUAUACAGACAGAUUGGCAGCUUCAACAAAUGCUUCGCUAUGGAAAUAAUAGUUUCAUUUCUUUUCAUUCAACAUUUGGCUUGAAGAAGCUUAAGUAUCCGGUAUGUUCUUUACUUGUUUUCGAUUCAUCUCAAAAAGCAAUUCCAGUUGCUUGGAUCAUCACCUCAUCUUUUGUUGGUAAAGAUAUCCAUAAAUGGAUUGUAUUGCUAUCUGAAAGAUUACGAACCAAGGAUCCCAGAUGGAGACCUAGUGCUAUUUUUUUGGACGAUCCAUCUUUUAACUGUUCUAUCAUAAGAGAGGCAUUCCAGUGUCGCAUUCUAUUAUGUACCUGGCAUGUUCGUCGUACUUGGAUAAAAAAGCUUUUCAAGAAAUGCUGCAACUUUGAGGUGCAGCGCGAGAUGUUUAGGCAAUUGGGAUGGAUUCUGUACUCUACAAGAUGUGGACCAAAUGCUACGGAUGCAAUUGAAGAGUUUAUGCAAAUUUUUGUUGACCAGUGUGCAUUCAUUGACUACUUCAAGAGUCAUACUCUAGCCAUUAUAGAUGUGUGGAUUAAUGGCAUAAAAUCACUCCAUGUGACAACUCCCGAGCCACAUGCUGCAAUGGAAUCCUAUCACUUAAAACUAAAAUCCACUCUUUUGAAGGAGAAUUAUGCUAAUUUAUGGUCUAGAGUUAACUGGUUAAUCCACACUUUAACUACUGAAUUUCACUCAUUAUACUGGCUAGACCAAUACAGUUUAGAAACCGGGUAUUUUGAGAAUCUGCGGGACAAUUCUUUCUCCACUAAUGCUUGGUAUCAUGCUCUUCGUAUUCCAGAUGUUGAUGUCGUACUGGACGAGCAAAACCUCCGACUUGCCAAAGUAUUAUCUCAGACUGACAGAAACUUGGUGUAUACAAUUUGGAAUCCUGGUUCAGAAUUUUCGCUUUGUGAUUGUUCUUGGUCUAAGCUGGGAAACGUCUGUAAACAUGUCAUCAAGGUGGCAACUUUCUGUAGAAAUCGGCAGAUUGCACGUCCUUUAUUGUCUGCUCAAAUAUAUAACCAGGCUCUGCUCACCCUUCUCAAUAAUCCUUGAUCAUACCAUUCUACAUGUGGCCCAUUUGCAACAAGACAUUAAGUCCCUAGAAGACUUGUCGAAUGGUGGAUUACUACACCCUAUAGCCCCUGAUCUAAGUUCUCAAAUAGCUGAAAAUCCUCAGCUUUUUCAACGCCUCCAGUGAGUUUUGAAAGGAGAGUGAAUUUCUUCAGGUUAAAACGCAUUUUUAUGCAUACCCAGUUGGAGCUCCUUCCCUUGAGCAAUUGAUUUGGAAGAACUAAAGAGGAUUUAAGAAGGUUCCACGACUACACUGCCCAGAAAAGUAAUUUUCUUGAAGUGCAACUAUACUUUUUUAUCCGAUGUUUAUCUUGAAAAGAAGUGGCCGGUGAUUACAAAGUGCGGUGGAGGAAGGCGAUGAGUGUUCUUUGUGGGAGGUGGUGUACCUACAAGCACUCAUAAGCUCAAUUCAGUGAGAGAUUGAGGUGAGUGUGAGGUAGUGAGAAUGUUGUGUACUUUGCUUUUGAGUGAAGGAGGUCCGUAUAUAGUGGAGUCAUUCAGGAGAAGUGGCGGAAAAAUCCAUUGAGCAUUCACAUGAACGUCGCCUUGAUAGGCAGAUCUACAUUUAAUCAGGGUCACAUGAGGAUGAUCUUCGGAGGGAUGUUACGUGUGUGAACUGGCCAUAUAGCUUGCAAGUCCAGCCCGAAUGGGUAUCGGCCCAGUUCAGGAACUUCUAUAUGUCCUUGGUUGGGGCUGUUUUGGAGUGGGAGAACCUGUUGGUAUUGAAAUUCAAUUCAGAAUCUGUGUUUUAUAUGUAUGUUUAAUAUAUACUUUUCUUAUGCAACAAUUGUAUUUGAGAGGGUUAGUGAGAGGAAAAUGGAAAGUUGAGAAGUUAAUUUCAGUCACA